This is a messenger RNA of Aspergillus thermomutatus, 492 nucleotides long. RefSeq lists its product as uncharacterized. The transcript has 2 exons. Bases 1 to 492 code for a protein of 163 amino acids. NCBI's taxonomy places the organism in Eukaryota, Fungi, Ascomycota, Eurotiomycetes, Eurotiales, Aspergillaceae. The record is from RefSeq and is a predicted model, not a curated record.
AUGCAGCCUCUUCCAAAACGAGCAGGGAUCGCAACGAUCUGGUCGAGCUUUCCACAGCCCGGCUCUACCAAGGACAAAGAAAUCGUACAGGAGCGACUCACUGAAAUCCUCAGUACCAACGACUAUCUCAAGGCCAAUUUCGGCAGACCAUCGGUGGCGGAAGAUCUGAAGCGUGAUAUCAGCAACAUCCUUGAAGAAUUACCUGAAUUUGUCCAGGAGGCAGCCAGCAUUGACCAUGAGCGCAAACAUAGGGUCCACGACGAUCAUCCACUCCUCUCUGGUGACCUGAUCACGCUUGAGACCCAUGAUCCCGAGAAUUAUCCCCUCCCAGAUACCCGGAUCCUUCUCCAGUGGAUCCUGAAUCGUGUGCUUGCAUCAAGGGGUGGUGUAGAACCGAAGGACCUGGAGGAUGAUGAGUCGGAUGGAGACUCAGAUGAGGGACUUGACUAUUUCCCCAGGCCUGUGUUGCAAUCCCCAAGUGUUCUUGACUAA